AUGAAAUGGACGUUGAUGAACAGCAAGGUGUGUACCCUUAUCCCCGCAGCUGGUAAGGGCAGCCGGAUGGCACAUUCGCUUAAAAAACCGUACCUAAAAUUGGCAAAGAAGCCGAUUUUAGCGCAUACUAUACAGCGGUUUGAGCAGAAUACUGCUGUAGACGCUAUUUUCGUCAUCGUUGACGAAGAUGAUUUCAGCGAAUGUCGCUCCACCGUGUUGGAACCACAUCCCUUUACAAAGGUACAGAAACUCGUCGCAGGGGGAGAGACUCGGCAGAGGUCUGUCUACAACGGUUUACGUGCACUAUCGGCAGAUGUUGAUUUUGUUAUUGUUCAUGAUGGUGUCCGACCCUUUGUAACAGACGAAACGAUUUUUGCUUGUCUCACCGCUGCAGACGAAUGGGGGGCUGCUGCCGCUGCGGUGCCAGUCAAAGAUACGAUCAAAGUAGCCGACGAGAACUAUUUCAUUACUGAGACACCAGAGCGAGAAAGACUCUGGGCAGUGCAAACACCCCAGGUCUUUCGGAAAUCCCUAUUAGAAGAGGCACAUCAGACAGCCCGAGCGCGCCAACUCACAGGAACUGAUGAUGCCGCUCUCGUUGAGCAACUCGGUUUCCCUGUUAAGUUAGUGAAGGGCAGUUACGCGAAUUUGAAGAUAACUACGCCAGUGGAUUUACGAGUUGCUGAAGUCUUACUCUCAGAGUGUACAAGAAAAAUGCGAGUAGGUAUUGGUUACGACGUUCAUCAGUUAGUCGAAAAUCGUAAAUUGGUUUUGGGCGGGGUUGAGAUCCCCUACCAUUUAGGGUUGUUGGGGCAUUCAGAUGCGGAUGUCCUCACACACGCUAUCGUGGACGCGAUUUUAGGGGCGCCGCUCUCGGUGAUAUCGGCACACAUUUUCCAGAUACGGAUGCCCGUUAUGAAGGAAUGGACAGCCUUAUUUUCCUACGCGACAUCGCUUUGA
Molecule: messenger RNA, 960 nt
Organism: Geodia barretti
Lineage: Eukaryota; Metazoa; Porifera; Demospongiae; Tetractinellida; Geodiidae
Source: the annotation of a GenBank genome assembly